Messenger RNA from Ilyonectria robusta, 1173 nucleotides. RefSeq lists its product as uncharacterized. The record is from RefSeq and is a predicted model, not a curated record. The transcript is spliced from 2 exons. The coding region runs from base 1 to 1173 and encodes 390 amino acids. NCBI's taxonomy places the organism in Eukaryota, Fungi, Ascomycota, Sordariomycetes, Hypocreales, Nectriaceae.
AUGUCCUCCUCUCGGGAGGAAAGCCCAACCAAACGUCAGAUGGAGGACGACGAGACGCCUCGACCGAGGCGAAAGCGCAUACAAUAUCCGAGGUCCGACUCGAGCUAUUCGCUCGCGUCGCGAUCGCAAGCAUCAGAGCACUCUGGAUUGGCAGGUCGCUUGUCGCCCCAGAAGCAUUUGAACGCCCUCGAACUUGGGAACGAGGGUAUCGUGGUACGGGAACUGGCCAGUCUUCGCGAUCCGCCGACCAGCCUCGCCGGACUUUUGAAGACGAUGCGGCAAAUCUCCCGGGGCCGUCACAUUAUUGACUCCGCCUCCCGAAUCGAACUUGGGAAACAUACACACCCAGCAAUCGUAGAAAUUGCUGAAGAUGAUGCUUGUUUCUCGCCCAGUCGCGGAGAUCUUGGCCAUGUUCCCGAUUCAACAUCAAUUCUCAAUGUGUUGGAUGCGGCCAUUGAAUGCCAAGAGAACUUCCAUGCUGAAUCGAGUUGGAAUAUGCUUGUGCACUCCCAGCUACUUCAGCUUGCCCUACACCAGCCAGGCGCUCCAUCGUUUUCCCACUUCGUCAACUACAUGCCUUGCUCGACUGCAAGCAUUCUUCCAAAUUAUCUACCGCCUUAUUCUCCCUCGAAAAAAGUGGAUUUCUGCAUAUAUCUCGAGCCAGCGCGGGAGCCGACAUCAGACACAUCACAAUUAGCCGCAACCCAAUCUUUGAUCCAAACUGCGAGGGUACAUCUCGCAGGAAAUGUUAUCAACCACACAGACUAUUACCCACUACGACAGAGACCCAUGGCUCUAGGCAUCGAGACUAAGAAGACUGGGGAGGGCUGGGAUAGCGCCGCAUUGCAGAUCGGGGUGUGGCACGUCGCACAUUGGGACCUUCUGACAGAACUCUCCAGAACUGAUACCCAGGAUGAAACUGUGUCGGAUGUACAGCCUCAGAAAGCACGUCUUCCAGAGUUUCUCCCUGGCUUAAUUAUCCAGGGUCACGAUUGGUAUCUGGUUGUGACGACGCGCGAGGCAUCCCAGACCAUACUGUGGACGAAGCUCACUAUCGGGACUACAAGCAACGUCAUGGGCAUUUAUCAAAUCAUUCUCGGACUUCAAGUGCUUCGCAGAUGGGCUCAAUACACUUAUUGGCCUCUUUUCCGUCAGUUGAUUAUGCCCAAAUAA